Molecule: messenger RNA, 1316 nt
Organism: Schizosaccharomyces cryophilus OY26
Lineage: Eukaryota; Fungi; Ascomycota; Schizosaccharomycetes; Schizosaccharomycetales; Schizosaccharomycetaceae
Product: TIP41-like type 2a phosphatase regulator Tip41
Exons: 1
Coding region: 94-861 (255 amino acids)
Biological process (GO): TOR signaling
Cellular component (GO): cytosol
Source: RefSeq, a predicted model, not a curated record
ACUGUACAGAGUUUCAUGUAUUAUAAUCACAAGCACAAGUGCAUCCAACUCAAGCUCAUAUAGAACCAAAGGAUAAAAGCUGUAAAAAGGAACAUGGAUCCGAAAAUAGAAGAAUUUAGUUAUGGUUUUUGGAAAAUUAAAGCUCAAAGAGGUGCUAUCUUGAAAUCAUUUGAGGUUGAUAAUUUGCAGACAGAAUUAGGAUUUGCGCCUCCUGAGAUGACCUUUGGAAAGAAUUUCAUUUCAAUUUAUUAUAAAGAUAGCCCAAUUUAUGGUUUUUUUACCAAGGAUGCUCUAGAAACGGUGGGUAAAGGACCAGGUGAAUUAAUGCAAGUUUCGUUUGCAGGAGAUUGGAUAAAAUCGAGAAGUAAAACUGGAGAAAGUUUUCCAGUUGUUUCUCCUUAUGAUUGGACUUAUUAUACCGAAUAUCAAGGUACGCUUUUGGAUCGAAAGCGUCAUUUUGAAGAAAUUCGAGAUCAUAUACCUGCGAGGAAGAUUUUAGAAGCUGGUACUAACUUAUGGUACAACGAGCUAAUUUUAUUCGAAGAUGAAUUAGCUGACAAUGGAAAAGCAAUGUUUGAUGUUCGAGUACGGGUAGUGAAAGGACAUUUGAUAUUGCUAGCAAGAUUGGUAAUGCGUUUGGAUAAUGUUAUAGUACGCGUGAAUGAGACAAGGAUCUAUAUCGAUUUGGAUGGUAAACGAAUAAUGAAAGACUUUCGUAAAAAAGAAUCUAAUUAUGAGAGCGUCAUCAAGCGUAUACCCCUAGGAUCAGAUAAAGCAAGACUUUUGGACGAUAAUAACUGGCUUAGUGAAAGUCUACCAUUGCUGUAUCAUAAAGUAUCAGAGCUUCAAGAUGCACUUUAAAUUGACCUGCGCAGUAUUUAAAUGAAGUUUUGCAAGUUUGUAUAGCUGAUAAUUGGCUUUCGAUGGUGGAACAAUAACUAUUAACCCUUAUGCACUGUUUCCUUUUUUGAAUGUAUAAAGGCCACAUAUUGCAUGAGCUUUUACAAAAGCUAUUACGGGCGGAGAAUGUUUACUCAGCAUUUGAUCUCAUAAUGGAUUUGAGUUGGAUGACCCAAGUUUAAUACUUUUCUCCUUAUAUUUAUGUAAUAUUACACUGAUUUAUUCAAUUACCCGAAAGUAUGCAAAGUAAUGAUUAUAACAGAUUACGGUUAAUUUUAGAAUAUAGCAAGCAACACCUCUUGAAAUUAAUUCUGUUUAUUAAAAGUAAUAUACACCGUUAUUUUGUUACCUUUGGUAAUGCAAAGUUUCAAAAAUGGGUGGGAGCAUGUCAAAAUGUUACAUUAAUGGAGCCUGCA